This is a messenger RNA of Xyrichtys novacula (pearly razorfish), 4514 nucleotides long. The record is from the annotation of a GenBank genome assembly. NCBI's taxonomy places the organism in Eukaryota, Metazoa, Chordata, Actinopteri, Labriformes, Labridae.
GCUGUGUCUAUCAGAGUUUCUUCAGAUGAACACCAAUACAGUGAUCUGCUGGCUCAUUUGUUUCUUCUGUGGGUGAGUAAAACCUUAAAAUAAAACAAAGAUCUAUCAGCUGUUUAUCACAGUCAAAAACAUGAACAGACAUGUUUAUUUUGGUGGUUGUGGCAUCUUACUCUGACUGUGAUAAUAACAGUCGCAGUCUCAAUCAGCCCCACUGUCACACAGAGCAAGUUUCCUGUUUUUCUUUUCUUUUCGCUCUGCUCUUUUCUUCAAGUUUAUGCCUGUACUUGAUUUCUGUUCUUUCCUUUGUAAUAGAUAAGGUCAAGAGAACUGUAGCAUAGCGUAAUUUUAUCUUUUCUUAUAUUUUCCAGGGAAUGAUAUUGAAUGAUAUUGAUUAUUUCACACAGAAGCACCAUGGAGAACUGGUUUAGUAAGAAAUACCUUGAAAAUGAUGUUAAAGAGGCUCUGCUGAACAAAGGCCUCAGCUGUUGAAAGGGUUAAAGAGAAUUUACACAAGGAGGAAAAUAUUCUUCUGAAUAUCGCUGUCACCGGGGAGAGUGGAUCUGGUAAAUCCACAUUUGUUAACGCCAUCAGAGGCCUGACAGAUACUGAUGAAGGAGCUGCUCCCACUGGAGUUGUGGAAACCACCAUGGAGGUUCAAGCCUACCAGCAUCCAAGCUUUCCUAGUGUGACAUUUUGGGAUCUACCUGGUAUCGGCACCAUGAGUUAUCCUGCUGACAAGUACCUGAAGCUAGUUGGAUUUGAGAGGUUUGACUUCUUCAUCAUCAUCUCAGCUGAUCGCUUCAAAGAAAAUGACGUGAAGCUGGCGAGGGAGAUCCAAAGAAUGGGGAAGAAGUUCUACUUUGUCCGCUCAAAGAUCGACAAUAACAUCCGUGAUGGGGAAAGACAGAAGCUUGAUGCAGAGAAGACUCUCAUACUGAUCAAGGAAAACUGCAUUCAUGGUAAUUAUCCGUAGAUACUGUAAACAGUAAAUUGACAAUAAUAUGUGCCUUAAAACAAAUUAAUUUGAAGUAGUGAGUCAGGUGUAAGAUGGUGGACAGGCCGACUGGGUGUGGUAAGUGGUAAGUGGUAAGUGGAGCAGAAAAACUGCAAACAUAGAGGGGCUGAGAGACCACAUGACUAGCAGACAAAGAAGGAGGCCAAUAUCUAUCAUGGAUGUAAAAGCCUUUAGAGUCUUUAUAUUUAUUCCUGGCAGUUCUCUGUUUUGAUUACACAACAAGUAUAAAUAAUCUAGGGAGUUGAAAUCAUUUGUUGGCAUAUUGUUAUCCUACAUUUUCCCCUUUUUCUUGUCUUUGUGACCCAGGUCUUCAGAAACUUGGUUUCCAGUCUCCUCUGGUCUUUCUGGUGUCCAGUGUUGACCUCCACCUCUAUGAUUUCUCUCUGCUGGUGGAAACUCUGGAGCAAGAACUUCCUGACCUCAAGAAGGAAGCCUUUCUGUUAGCCAUGCCCAACACCAGCCUGGAGAUGAUCCACAAAAAAGAGAAAGCAUUUUACUCCAAAAUCAAAUACUUUGCUGCUCUGUCUGCAGCUGUAGCAGCUGUCCCAGUUCCUGGUCUUUCUAUUGCUGUUGACAUAGCCUUGCUGGUCAGUCUUUUCACUCGAUAUGUGUUUGGGUUUGGUCUUGACAUCUCCUCGCUAAAAAGAUUAGCCAACUACAGAGAUGUCCCUUAUGAAGAACUGAAAAAAAUCGUCAUCUCACCGCUGGCAGCAGCAAAGAUUACUUCUGAGCUUGUCCUAAAGGUUGUGAAACAGUCUGCCAGCACAGCUGCACUUUUAGCUGCAGAGGAAGGGGCCAGAUUCAUUCCUGUAUUUGGAAUCCCAGCAGCCAUGAUCCUCUCUUUUACCACAACCUACAGCGCCCUCAGCUCCAUCCUGGACAUUCUGGCUAAAGAUGCGGAGAGGGUGUUUGAAAGGGUCAAACCUUAGUGCAGUGGGCUGAGUAAAUCAUCGUAAACAUGAUUAAACACGCUUUUCCCCUCAAUUUUCCAUUAGGCAGAGAUAAAUAAAGCAUGGUCUCAUAAUUAAUUUUGCUGGCAUAGGGGUGUUAUUUAAAACAUGUUCCAGUGUAAACCAAGUGGCUGACAGUGUCACGGCCUGGGGAAGAUAAUUGGUCAGGGGCUGCAGCUGUGCAACAGUAGGCACUAUGUUCAACACCUGCUUAUUUUCCUCUUUCAAACAGGCAAAAAACUGAACUCUGUAGAGCUUAGUAUACUAGUACCCCUGCCUCAGCAAUCAUGAAGUCUGAAGCCAAAAACAUACAGGAUCUGUGUUGAAGGGAUAUUCCGGUGUAAAAUUAACCAUCUCAUGAAGAGUGAGGAGACAGCAAGAAGGUGAAGAGAAAUCAGUCACGACCGAAUACCUGAGGCAAAGGAGGACACAAUGGUCAAUGUAUGUAAUUAUCCAGGUUGUGGAAAGAAGCAAAAUAAGUAUAACUUGAACUCAUUUCACAGAUUGCCGUUUAGAUACGGCCGGCCUAUAAUGAACCAGUGGCUUGUUGUUUUGAACAUAGAUGUCAAUACGCCAACUGAGACGCUAAGACAGAACAACUACCACAUCUGCAGUGCACAUUUCAACAACAUGAUUUUGUGUCAUCUAUAGCUGCCGACCCAAAGAACCCAUCCAAGUCAGGGCUCCCCCCACAAACAAGCGGCUGCUGGAAGAGAGUGGGUGAGUUGUGUUUGGUAUCUUUGCUAAAGAAAUCAGGUAAUGCUAAAAAGAUGUUUGAUGGCUAGUACUAUGGCUGGGACCCUAUAUGUACUGUUGAUGAAGUUAGGUGCUGUUCUGAGGAUUAUUUGUGGCUAUAGAGUGGCUUUUAGGUUGAGGUUUACAUGUGGAGCCACAGACCGCUGUGUAUUGCUAUCGUGUGGUCGUCACUAAGGUUGGUAUAACCAGAGAAGCAAGCAGUCAGCAACAUUCAUCUCUCGAGGGGUGUCUAACUUGGUGUUACAGUGUGUUUGACUCUAACUUAAUUUUACACGUUCCGCUCAGUUGAGCAGCACUGUCUAUCGCCCACAGGAUGUGUAUUUGGAGCAUGGCAGCAGCGUAGUGCAGCCUUGAUCAGCUGGGCUUAGUGUAGAGGAAACAACAUGCUCACAACAGCUUGAUUUUCCUUUCUGUGGUCUAUUUGCUGCUAAUUUGGAUAUAUUUCAGUGACUGUUGAGCGUCUACUAUAUAUGAAAAAGUAACGUGAUUUUACAGUUUCGGUUUUCGCAGGUUUACUUGUGUUUAAUAAUGUAAAUUAUGUUCCUUUAUGCUGUGCUGUUUCCUUCAGACAGAGUUACCAGUUAAAAGUCCUGUUGGGGUCCACAUGAAUCAGGGAUUGACCAUCGCAUUGUUCUGUGUUACUGAUAAAUCCAUAACCAGGAAGUAUUUCUCAUUUACACAAACUGAUACACAGUCAGGAGUCCCCAUAUGGUUUUUUACUUGAAAUUUACUGGAAGACAUGCUCAGUUGUCAUGCUUGACAUCCUGUCUAGAACGAUCUUCCCUGUGUAGAUUGAAGUGUGUUGGAGGCGUAGAGCAGAGAAAAUAGACUUGGCGCGUAUCUUUAGCAGAGCCGCUCGACACACUUCUGAGACAGAGCUGUGACCAUAGACUGUAUAUAGAGUGGACGCCGUCUGCCUCCUCUCUGGGUGAAGCCACUCCGAGAACAGCACCCUCUGUUGAUGGGCUGCAGUAUAGGUCAUAAAUCCCGCCUCCGCCAGCAAAGCUCAUGGGGCUGUGGACCAACUUUGGAAAUUUAUUACACAGAACAUAAAUUUUUCUCCCCCCUGCUUGCGAUGUUGACAUGUAGUUAUUGUAAGACUGGUAUGUGGUCAAGUCCUCUUUUUUCUUUGAAACUCCGUUUUUAAAAGGUUAUUAGGGGGUUCAUGUUUGCUAUGAUUGACACCUGUUACAGCCUAUGGGUGUUCAGGGAUUGAGUAGCUCACCUGGGGGAUACGCUGUUUGAGCCGAGCGUCAUCACAGUGACUCUCUGCGACUGCGCGGCCAAAUGCGCACAACGCGACUGCACAACGCUGGUUUCAGGAAAUGAAGAAAAAUCCCGGAAAUACCGAGAGCUUUUUGGCUUCAAAUCUGUAUACAGGCAGUAGGCAGAACCAGGUUGUCCAUAGUAUAUACAGUCUAUGGCUGUGACAUGUUCUAUGUGCGAUGCUGAACUGAUUAGCAUGGCAACCUAUUUGCUGCGUGAUACGAGACGCUGACAGAACGCACUCAACACAGAUCCUGUAUGUUUUAGGCUUGACAUUUGGUAGACCAAGAUGCAAUUGAUAUGACUGUAUUUCUGCAGAGAUGAAAAAUAUAAAUAAGCCUGUGUCAAAUUCUGAUAUUCAGAUUUGCAUGCCUGUAUUUGUUUGUUGUGUUUUGCUGUAAUGUGAGACUCUAUUAUCUGCGUUGUGAUGCUGUGUGAAAAGAGUUUAGACAGCCAGAACCUGUCCUGUAUUUUGUAAUCUUUGUAAAGAUGUAAACAUUAAAUAAAUCAUUAUUUUUGAUCAAUUA